AUGCCCAUGGUCAGAACGCAUCUAAUCGUCAACUGCGUCCUUGUUUUCUUCACUCUCUCUGCAGUCUUUCUUCGCCUCUACUCGCGAUUCAAGACAUCAGCAAAUUUAUGGGUGGACGACUAUCUCAUCCUGCUGGCCAUGCCUCUGGGCAUCACCAUGCUUGCAAUACAAGGACUAUAUGCCCCAUUGGGAGUUGGGCACCCCGUCGAGGAAGCGCUCCCGAACCUCCCCACCAUUCUACGGCUCACGAUAUCGUACGCCCUCAUCUAUACCUUUUGCAUCAGCUUGAUUAAAAUGAGCGUUCUUUUCUUCUAUCUUCGAGUUUUCGUCAACCCUGGUCUGCGACUUGCCACGAAGAUUAGCAUCGCCAAUGUCCUAGUGCUGUUCUUCCUCUGCCGCCCGUUCAAAAAGAACUACAUUCUCGACGCCCCUGGGGAGUGUGGAGACCAGCCUACUGCUUUCAUUAGCACUGGCGUGUACAAUAUAAUUACCGAUAUCGCAAUUCUUCUACUUCCUAUUCCGACUAUUUGGGCACUCAAGACGAAGAGAAAUAUCAAACUCGGGUUGACAGGCGUUUUCGCCGGUGGUUUAGUGUAUGCUUCACUUUUAGCCUCGCAUACCAAUGUCCCUGCUGAUGAUUUGUGCAGUGUCUCCUGUGUCGCUGUUGUGCGGAUCAUUGCACUCAAACAUCUCGACCUGACCAGAGUGACGGAUACCAUGGUCUGGGUGGACUUCCUCUCCACCGCCGAGGUCAACCUCGGUAUCCUCUGCGUAUGUCUCCCGAUGCUCGGCCCCGUCUUUCUCAAUCGAAAAGAUGGGAUCAAGCCUGGCUUUUGCCCCAAACAGCUCCGCUGCACUGCAGGAACAGAGUCGAAAUCGAAACGAUCCAGUGGGAGGAAAAGGACGCCUGAUUCGAUUGCUCUCGAAUCUAUAUUUGCACUCGACAGUGAAAGAAGUCUUGGGACGAAGCUUUGCAUGACCAAGUGCCACUCGAGCAGCACUGGAAGCGAGGCCCCCCUCAACCCAAAAUCGAAGCCGGGGGCAACAAAGAUCUUGGAUAACCCAUUCAUCAUUGAAGAGCGAGGUGAGAUGUAUUAA
This is a messenger RNA of Clonostachys rhizophaga, 1098 nucleotides long. The record is from the annotation of a GenBank genome assembly. Lineage: Eukaryota; Fungi; Ascomycota; Sordariomycetes; Hypocreales; Bionectriaceae.